GCGGAAGUAGCGCGACGUCAGAGAGCCGUAGUACGUAGCUCGCGCUCAGUGAUGGAAGGGACAGAAGAGGCACGGAGGUAGGGAUGAAUGUAUGUUGGGGAUGGCGGACAAAUCGGAACUCUUUGUAAAGCUGUUGGCUGCUGGAUUUUACGGCAUCAGCUCAUUUCUCAUCGUCGUGGUGAACAAAAGUGUCCUCACUAACUAUGGGUUCCCAUCUUCCAUAUGUGUCGGGAUUGGACAAAUGUUCGCGACAGUGGUUGUACUAUGGGGGGGCAAGGCUUUCAGGGUGAUCAGCUUCCCUGACUUCGAUGAAAGCACACCCGGCAAGACUUUUCCUCUACCUCUCCUUUACGUGGGAAACCAAAUCACUGGACUAUUUGGAACUAAAAGGCUAAACCUCCCGAUGUUUACAGUCCUCAGAAGAUUCACUAUCUUAUUUACAAUGAUGGCUGAAAUAUUCCUGCUAAAAAAGACAUUCUCCAGACCCGUCCAGAUGACAGUAUUUACAAUGAUCCUUGGGGCGUUUGUGGCUGCAAGUACUGACCUGUCGUUUGACCUGGAAGGUUAUGCGUUCAUUCUCAUGAACGAUGUGUUGACCGCCAUCAACGGGGCCUAUGUCAAACAGAAGUUGGAUUCCAAGGAGUUGGGAAAAUAUGGCUUAUUAUAUUAUAAUGCAUUAUUUAUGAUUAUUCCCACACUGCUCUUGGCCCACGCGACUGGAGAUGUUCAGAGGGCAAUGGAAUAUGACGGUUGGUCAGACAGGCUCUUCCUCACUCAGUUCAUCCUCUCCUGCAUCAUGGGGUUUGUUCUGAUGUAUUCCACUGUGCUUUGUAUGCAGUAUAACUCUGCUCUGACUACCACAAUCGUGGGCUGCAUUAAGAACAUACUUGUGACGUACAUCGGAAUGGUGUUCAGCGGGGACUACAUCUUCUCGUGGACCAAUUUCAUCGGCUUGAAUAUCAGUAUUUCGGGGAGCCUUGUGUACUCCUACAUCACCUUCACAGAGGAGCAAUCCAGUAAGGCCAUCGACCUCAGCAAGCUGGAGAUCAAGGGCAAGGUUGUAGUUUGACAAGAGACACUGGAUACACACACGGUCAAAGGAGACGCUUUGUAUUCUUCUGGACGGUUCUGUAUUUAUUGAGUACCUCAUUCCUGGUACUUGGAGAAAUGGGGUGUCUUGAAUAGUGUAAAAAAAAUGAGGCCUGGCAGUCAUUUCUCGGAUUGCUUUGUUCAGGCUGCAUAGAUUACAAAAGGCAACCUGGAACGAUGGGAGUUCAUGAGCCUAAAUUCUAGGGGCCUUUUCCAGCCAGAACCUGGUCCAGUAUUCUUGUUUUCUUUUUAAACAGUAUUUAUUUUGUUUUUAUUGUAGUGUUCCGGGCAGUUUUUUUUUUAAGUGGUUGCAUAAAGGGACAUUCAAACUACAUUGCAAUGUUUGCAAUACAAUGAUGUCAAUGGAGCGGACAUUCAUAGACUCGUUAGACCAACAGAAACUGUUCAAGUUGAACUAAAAUAAAUAUUCCUGAGGACAGGAGAAAUCUGCUGGAUAAUUUUACUUUAAAUGUAGAUGUUUAUAGGUGUUAGGCCUGUAAGUAGUAAAUUAUAUUUUCAUUUAAAGACACAAUCCUUCCUUUUCCUUUAUAGUAUAGUAUGGUUAGCUGGUUACUAAGAAUGUGAUUUAAUCUAUGCCUUCAAAUCGGAACAACAGAUCUGGAUAUCAAUGGCUAGAUUCUCUUGAUUCUAAACUUUAUAGACUUUUAAAUGUAAUUUGAAUUGGUAAAUGUACUGUUAAAUAGACAGUGAGUACUCUACCAAAGGGUGUUUUAGGAUUUUAAUAUCCCAUUUAAAAGUUAGGAUUGUGACUUUAAAUGUUGUUUAAAUGUCCUUUGGUAGGGAUAAGCUCUUUCUAGGUGUUUACAAUGGAUUGGUGGUUACUGAUUCUCUCACAGGCUGUUACUGGUCUCUAUGAUGGGAGGACAUUGUUUUUUGUCUUUUCAUCAGAGCCUUCGUUUUUAUUUACUGCACUCUAAAGUGUUUUGGGAUUGUUAAAGCUGUAUUGCUUUUUUCUAAGAAAUAUCAGUAUGAAUUUUCAAGGUAUUACUGUUUUUUAAAAGGUCAGUGUGAAAACUGUUAACAUUUUACAAAUGCCAUUUGCGAUUCAGGACAUAACUGAAUGAGUUUUUUUUAUUUAGGAUAUUGUUAUUGACACUGUUCUCUUGCAUAUUAAUUAUGGACUUGAGGCUUGAAGAUGCAAAGCCAAGAUACUUUUUACUUCAUAAAUAAAAAUUUCAACCUUAAA
Molecule: messenger RNA, 2296 nt
Organism: Gadus macrocephalus (Pacific cod)
Lineage: Eukaryota; Metazoa; Chordata; Actinopteri; Gadiformes; Gadidae
Product: nucleotide sugar transporter SLC35D1-like
Exons: 12
Coding region: 92-1069 (325 amino acids)
Cellular component (GO): Golgi apparatus
Molecular function (GO): GDP-fucose transmembrane transporter activity; antiporter activity
Source: RefSeq, a predicted model, not a curated record